Geodia barretti is the source of this 780-nucleotide messenger RNA. The record is from the annotation of a GenBank genome assembly. NCBI's taxonomy places the organism in Eukaryota, Metazoa, Porifera, Demospongiae, Tetractinellida, Geodiidae.
AUGGAACGAGCAGGUUACGACCUGAUUAUCUGUCAGGAUCCCAGCAAUAUGUGCUGGCUGACUGGAUAUGACGGCUGGUCAUUCUAUGUUCCUCAGUGCGUGCUCGUGCACCUACAGGAGGAUUCGCCUUUCUGGUUCGGGCGUGCACAGGAUGCCAAAGCUGCUCAUGUGACAACCUAUCUUCCUGAUGAAAAUAUUAUUCCGUAUUCGGAAAGUUUGGUACAGCACCCGGUUGAUCAUCCUUACGAUGAGCUAGUGGAAUUCAUUCAAGCGAAAAGUUGGGUCGGGGACAGAAUUGGCGUUGAAAUGGAUGCGCACUAUUACACGGCGAGAUGCCAUUCCACAUUGGUCAACGCAUUGCCAAAUGCUCGAAUUGAGAAUAAUGGUGAUUUGGUCAACUGGGCGAGACUAGUGAAGUCCGACAAAGAAAUCGAAUUGAUGCGAGAAGCUGGACAAAUUGGCACGCAAACGAUGAAUUCAGCGAUUUCCAAAAUUCGUGCAGGUAUUCCUCAAAAUCAAGUGGUUGCCGAAAUUUAUCGUGCGCAGAUUUCCGGCGUCAAUGGCUGCGGCGGUGAUUACGCGUCAAUCGCUCCGCUCAUUCAGGUCGGUGCAGGCACCAGUACACCGCAUUUGACAUGGUCUGAUGCGCCACUACCGAAUGAUGUGCUGACGAUGAUCGAAAUCGCCGGAGUGAGGCGUCGGUAUAACGCACCCUUGACGCGUACGGUUCACAUCGGAAAGGCACCAGACAAAGUACGGGAUCUGGCUAAAGUAUCGUAG